This is a messenger RNA of Didymella exigua CBS 183.55, 1536 nucleotides long. RefSeq names its product MFS general substrate transporter. Gene Ontology annotation, biological process: transmembrane transport. The record is from RefSeq and is a predicted model, not a curated record. Lineage: Eukaryota; Fungi; Ascomycota; Dothideomycetes; Pleosporales; Didymellaceae. The coding region runs from base 1 to 1536 and encodes 511 amino acids. Gene Ontology annotation, cellular component: membrane. The transcript is spliced from 3 exons. Gene Ontology annotation, molecular function: transmembrane transporter activity.
AUGUCUGUCUACGAAGAGAAGGUUGGCGUCAGCGAGCUCGAGCGCGUCGACUCCGCCGAGUCCAAGCUCAACAAUGAUCGCAUUAACACAUUUACUCCUGAGGAGCAGAAGAAGAUCAUCCGCAAGGUCGAUCUUCGUCUGAUUCCUACUCUCGGCUUCAUGUACUGUGUGUCAUUGAUGGACAGGACAAACCUGGGUGUCGCCAUGGUUGCCGGUAUGGGUACCGAUCUCAAGCUCACCGGAGAGCGUUACAGCAUUGUCGUGCUCUUAUUUUUCAUCACAUACGUCGCUCUGCAGCCCCCUGCCACCGUCGUCCUCCGCAAGCUCGGUCCUCGUCUUUUCCUCCCGUUGAUCGUCAUCAUCUGGGGAGCAGUCAUGAUUGGCUUCGGUUUCGUCAAGGAGUGGCACACUCUCAUCCCGCUCCGUCUCCUCCUCGGUAUCUUCGAGGCUGGCUUCUUCCCGGGCGCAGCCUAUUUGCUUAGCACGUGGUACCAGCGCUAUGAGCUGCAAAAGCGCAACACCGUUUUCUUUCUUAUCGGUAUGCUGUCGUCUGCUUUCUCCGGCAUCCUCGGCUACCUCUUCUCUCUCCUCCAGGGUCACGGCAUUCAGGCUGCCCCCUGGCUCGGCGUUCACUACGGUCCUACCAAGGCGAAGCCUACCACUCCUGUCUCCUUCGGUCCCGGUCUGUCUGGCUGGCGCUGGAUCUUCAUACUCCAGGGUGUCAUCACUGUAAUCAUCGGCUUCAUCGGAUGGUUCUACAUCGUCGACUUCCCUGAGCUCGCUCACAAGCCUGGUAUGGGCAAGAAAUUCCUCAACAAGGCCGAGGUCGACUUCAUUGUUGCUCGCAUUGAGCAGGAUCGCCAUGACGCACUACCAGAGGAAUUCAACAUCAAGAAGUACUUGAAGAACGCCCUUGACCUCAAGGUGUGGGGCUUUGCCGUCAUCUUUAUGCUCACCACGACGAUGACAUACGCGAUCGCUUACUUUCUCCCGAUCAUCCUCAAGGAUGGUAUGGGCUUCAGCACUGCUGCCUCGAACUGUCUCAUUGCUCCCCCUUACAUCUUUGCUGGGUUCGUCAUGCUUGGCUUUGCCUGGGCUGGUGACAAGUAUCAUCUGCGCUCGCCGUGGGUCAUUGCCAACGGUGUCUUGGCUCUCAUUGGACUCCCCAUGAUCGGUUUCUCCGACAACGUUGGUGUCCGCUACACCGGUGUAUUCCUUGCAACUGCCGCAGCUAACGCCAACGUCCCCGUUGUCCUCACAUGGCAGGCAAACAACAUCCGUGGCCAAUGGAAACGCGCUCUUUGCUCUGCUACCCUCGUCGGCGCUGGCGGUAUCGGUGGUAUUGUUGGUGGCACAGUGUUCCGCACUCAGGACAAGCCUCACUACGUCCCUGGUGUCACUGCUUGCAUGAUAGCUGCUGGCCUCAUCGUUGUCAUUGCUCUGCUCAUGGAUUUCAAGUUCUGGAGGGCCAACAAGCGCGCCGAGGCUGGCGGUAAGAUCAUUGAGGGUCUAGAGGGCUUCAGAUACACCUUGUAA